Molecule: messenger RNA, 1523 nt
Organism: Opisthorchis viverrini
Lineage: Eukaryota; Metazoa; Platyhelminthes; Trematoda; Opisthorchiida; Opisthorchiidae
Exons: 4
Coding region: 135-1523 (462 amino acids)
Biological process (GO): mRNA processing
Cellular component (GO): nucleus
Molecular function (GO): RNA binding
Source: RefSeq, a predicted model, not a curated record
GCGCGCUCUUUUGUUUUAAACAGUGAAUUUCCCAGGACUCCCGUUGGGCGCUCGCCAUCUUGUUUACUUCCGACCAACUGCUCUCCCGUUUUCGACCGCUUUUCUCGCCUGUUCAUCGCUUCCCCUUCUAGAUAAUGGCUGAGGACCUAGACGUAGAGGCUAUGCUAGAGGCCCCGUACAUGCGUGACGAGGUACGAAUAUUGGACCCUCUAAUGACUUUGAUUGUUAGGCAUCGCUCCAGAAGUCGCAGUCAUGAUCGCCGCCGCGACAAAGACUAUGACCAUGACCGUCAUCGUGGUGACCACAAGCAUCGAUCUGGGCAUGAUCGCGAACGUCACAAGUCAUCGCGAUAUGAGGAACCGCGUGAUAGUGAGAAAUCGCACCGGAGCAGUGAACGACGCCAGAAAUCGCCAGAGUUGACUCCUGAAGAGCGCGAUGCUCGGACGGUGUUUGUGUGGCAGCUUUCAGCUCGUAUCCGACAACGCGAUUUGGAGGAUUUUUUCACAUCUGUUGGGAAAAUCCGUGACGUUCGGCUCAUAAUGGAUAACAAAACAAAACGCUCCAAGGGAAUCGCUUACGUCGAAUUUCGCGAAGUCGAAUCGGCCCAACUUGCACUAGGUCUUACGGGGACACGUCUUCUUGGCGUUCCAAUCCAGAUCCAACAGAGUCACGCGGAAAAAAACCGAAUGAAUUCAAUUCCCUCGGUUCCGAAACCUACACAACAAAACAGGGGGCCAAUGAAACUCUACAUAGGAUCGCUUCAUUACAACAUUACUGAGGAGAUGUUAAAAGGCAUUUUCGAGCCGUUUGGAAAGAUUGAUGACAUCAAGCUGAUCAAGGAUCCGGCUACUGGACGUUCGCAGGGAUACGGCUUCGUAACUUAUGCAAACAGUGACGAUGCCAAAAAGGCCCUUGAUCAGCUGAACGGGUUCGAGCUUGCUGGUCGUCCCAUGAAGGUUAACCACGUAACAGAGCGCGGCGAGUAUGCGGCCCUCAGUGCCCUCGACAAUGAUGAUGCUGAUCGUGCAGGUGUGGAUCUCGGGACUACUGGUCGCCUAGCUCUAAUGGCAAAAUUAGCUGAAGGUACUGGACUAGAAAUUCCCAAGGCUGCCCUUGCACAGCUCCACAUCGCUCAAAACAAUCCUGCUCUUGGGUCAGCUAGCGGUAUAAGUUCUUCUUCUGCAGUUGCUCCACCGGUAUGCACUCAGUGCUUCAUGCUAUCAAACAUGUUUGAUCCACAUACUGCAACGCGCACCAUCUUUAACGAAAUACGGGACGACGUUAUCGAGGAGUGCAGUAAGGUCGGCGGGUGUUUGCAUUUAUUUGUGGACGAGACAAGCGCCCAGGGGAACGUCUACGUUAAAUGUCCAAGUAUUGCUGUAGCCACACAGUGCGUGAACAUGUUGCAUGGCCGCUACUUCUCUGGCCGACUAGUUACGGCUGCUUACGUUCCCCUGAUCAACUAUCACCAGUUAUUCCCAGAUUCAGUCACCGCGAAAACACUACUUCGACCUUCCACAUGA